Molecule: messenger RNA, 1608 nt
Organism: Capronia coronata CBS 617.96
Lineage: Eukaryota; Fungi; Ascomycota; Eurotiomycetes; Chaetothyriales; Herpotrichiellaceae
Exons: 3
Coding region: 1-1608 (535 amino acids)
Biological process (GO): amino acid transmembrane transport
Cellular component (GO): membrane
Molecular function (GO): L-amino acid transmembrane transporter activity
Source: RefSeq, a predicted model, not a curated record
AUGCAGGACCUUGAAACCUCACCCUUGUUGUCCCCUCGUAACUCCCACGCUGAAUCCCCAGAUCUAGAGAGCCCGCGACUGCAGUCAGUCGACGAUGAGCGAAAAGUCGACAAUGAUGUCCUCCCAGAAACAUCGACAGCCGGUCGGACCAUUGGCUGGGCCAGUGCCUAUGUCCUGGUCAUCUCCAGAGUCAUUGGAAGUGGGAUCUUUGCCAUGCCGGGAACAAUCGUGCAGAAUGUUGGCAGUCCUGGACUGGCCAUGGUGCUCUGGGUCAUUGGAGCCCUCGUGGCAUGGGCUGGACUGGCCAUCGAUAUGGAGUAUGGGUGUAUGCUUCCACGAUCCGGUGGCGUCAAGGUCUAUCUGGAAUACACCUACCGCAAACCACGUUUCCUCACCUCCACCCUAGUCGCUGUGCAGGCGGUGCUGCUAGGAGUCACGGCCAGCAACUGCAUCGUCUUUGCGAAAUACACCCUUUUUGCCGCCAAUGCCAGCCCGGGAGACCUCGCCACAAAGUUACUGGCCGUUGGUCUUCUCACUUUGAUCACCAUCGUGCAUAGCUGCUUCUACCGAACCGGGAUCUGGAUACAGAAUGUCCUGGGCUGGUUGAAAAUCGGAUUGAUCUUGUUCAUGAUCCUCACAGGCUUGUUUGUGGUCAUAUUCCGACCUGAUACGUCUACACGAUCUCCGAAGAGCUCUUCCGGAGCUGCAUGGGACGACCUAUGGAAAGAUUCCAACUGGGAGUGGAACAAUCUUUCGACAGCCUUUUUCAAGGUCCUUUACUCAUAUGGCGGAUUGAGCAACAUCAACAACGUCCUAAAUGAGGUUAAGAAUCCGGUCAGGACGAUCAAAUCCGUGGGUCCCGCCGCAUUACUGACGGCUUGCUUUAUGUAUGUCCUCAUCAAUAUUGCAUACCUUGCAGUGGUGCCCUUGGAAGAAGUCAAGCGCAGCAGGGAAUUGAUCGCCGCUCUCUUCUUCGAACGUGUCUUUGGGGCUGGGUUCGGAGACAAGUUUCUCCCUCUUGCCAUCGCCCUCAGUGCCGCAGGGAAUGUCAUGGUGGUUACAUUCGCCUUGGCUCGAGUCAACCAAGAAGUAGCGAGACAAGGAUUUCUUCCCUUCGCAGAGAUUCUGGCAUCAUCCAAACCAUUCGGUUCGCCGAUGGGUGGGCUGAUUGUUCACUACGUUCCUUCAGUGCUGGUUAUUGUUUUGCCACCUUCUGCAACGGUGUACUCCUUCAUCGCCGAUGUUGAAGGCUACGCCAGUCAGUUUUUGGCCUUGGCUGUUGGUGCAGGACUACUCAUUCUACGACUUCGAAAACCAGACCUUUACCGGCCAUUUAAAGCAUGGAUUCCUGCAGUCUGGCUAAGAAUCCUACUUUGUCUCUUCCUGAUAUCAGCACCGCUGUUUCCCCCUAAGAAGGGUACAGCGGAUGUGAAUUUCUUUUAUGCAACUUAUGCACUCGUGGGCUUGAGCAUUUACGUUUUUGGAAUCGGUUAUUGGUUUAUAUGGACCAUCGUUUUGCCGCGCUACAGUGGCUAUAGACUGGAGGAGGAAGCCGACAUCCUCGGCGAUGGAACAACCAUCACCAAAUUGAUACGCAAGGAGCUAUAA